Messenger RNA from Brettanomyces bruxellensis, 2193 nucleotides. RefSeq lists its product as uncharacterized. The transcript has a single exon. The record is from RefSeq and is a predicted model, not a curated record. Gene Ontology annotation, molecular function: triacylglycerol lipase activity. Lineage: Eukaryota; Fungi; Ascomycota; Pichiomycetes; Pichiales; Pichiaceae. Gene Ontology annotation, biological process: lipid metabolic process. Bases 1 to 2193 code for a protein of 730 amino acids.
AUGGCUUUAAAAGAAGAUCGAAGUAAUCAAAAUCCUUCGAAGCUAGAUUCAGAUUUUACAAAUGAAGAGGAUCUCAAAACCUUUUCACAGGCACUAAAAUGUGAUACGGACGUUCCGUCACCCACUUCAGAUGAUUCAGAAUUUGGGAUAAGUCUUUCAAGGGUUCCUACAAUUACUUCACAAUCAGACUGGAAGCCUAUUUAUAAUCGUACUCCAGGGAGACAUAGGCAUAACAGAUUGACGCCCAACAUCCAAGAGCGUACACGCGGAAAACGUUCAUUUAAUGAUGAAUCAUCUUGGAGCUACAGUUUGCUACAUUAUCCACUUCUUUUUAUAACCUUAACGUGGUUGACGAUAUUGUGCCUUAUUUACGCAUUAGUUCGUUUUUCAAUACACAUUUCGGAGACAUUCAUUAUUAUGAAGGAUAGAAAGCGUUCCGCACUAUUAAAACGCCUGGAAACGGCCGGAAGCUAUGAUGAAUAUGUACAAAUUGCGAAACAGCUUGACGUUUAUUUAGGAUUUGAUGAUUGGUGCCACGAGGAUAAAUAUAGAUAUUAUGACUGGAAGACAUUAAGAAGAUUGGUUGGACGUCUGAGAAUGUUGAGGAACAAGAAAAUGUACAAGGAGCUUAUGCUUGUUUUACAAGGCUGCGUGAAAACAAAUUUCGCUGGCAUAGAAAAUCCCAUAAUGUACGCGCAUUGCUAUUUUGGUACCAAGGACUUGAUUGAGGAAUACAUAUCCGAGGUUGUGCAGUCCAUAGAUGCCAUUAUUAGAACUGAUACAUUAUCAAACAAUCACAAGCACAUAUUCUUCAAGAUCAUAUCCAGAAACUAUGGAAAGACGGCAUUGGCACUAUCAGGUGGUGCAUCAUUUUGCUAUAAUCACUUUGGUGUUAUAAAAGCAUUGCUUGAAAAUGAUCUCUUACCCCAGAUUAUCAGUGGGACAUCUGGCGGAGGUGCGAUUGCUGGGCUUGUUGGCACAAGAACAAACGAAGAGCUUCUAAAGUUAUUGGUUCCAGGAUUAGCCGACAAGAUUGACCUACUAAGCAGUGAACCAAUGUCCGUUUGGUUGAAGCGUUGGUGGAAAACAGGUGCCAAGUAUGACGCAGUAAAAUGGGCUCGGUCGGCUCAGUGGUGGACAAUGGGAUCCACAACAUUUAAGGAGUCUCAUGAAAGAACAGGAAAGAUGUUGAACAUCAGCACAGUUCCGCACGAUAUUCAUUCACCCACAAUUCUUUGUAACGAGAUUACCUCACCAAAUUGCUGUAUAUGGUCGUCCAUACUUGCUUCUGCCGCCGUUCCGGGGAUUUUGCAGCCAGUGGUGCUCAUGCAGAAGUCUAAAGAUGGCAAUAUUGUACCAUUUUCAUUUGGAAACAAGUGGAGGGAUGGUUCGAUGAGAACAGAUAUCCCAUUGGAGGCAUUAAACACGUACUAUAACGUCACAUUUUCGAUUGUUUCUCAGGUCAAUCCACACGUCAUGUUAUGGAUAUUUAAGAAUCGCGGGGAUGUCGGAAAGCCAAUCAUUAGGAAGAGGGGUAAGACUUUUCGUGGUGGAUUCAUUCCUUCUUAUCUGGAAAAUCUAAUUAAAUUGGAAAUUAUAAAGUGGUUGAAAUUAAUACACGAAUUCCAACUUCUACCAAACCUGGCCGAAAGUGAUUGGUCAAACAUAUUUCUUCAGCGUUUUGACGGCAGCGUGACAUUGUUCCCCAAGAUAGAAAUAUGGGAUUACUUGUACAUUUUGACCGAUCCAACGAAGGAGAGAUUGACAAAAAUCAUAUCAAACGGCGAACAUGUUGCGUAUCCGAAACUUUUAUUCACAAAAAAUCGUCUCUUGAUUGAGCGGGCAAUUGCAAGAGGUAGAAAUUUAACCAGAAGGAAGGAUAGACCGGCAUCACCGGAAAGGUUAGGGCAUGACGAAGAAAUGAAGUAUCAACAAAAGAUGGAAGAGGAAACACUCCAAGGAAUACAAGAUGAUGAUGGUGGUCAGGAUGAUAAUGAGGAUGAUGCUAGUAUUUAUAGUAACGAUGUUGACAGCUUUUAUGGGGAUGCAGUUCAAGAUCAAGAUUAUGGGUAUAAGAACGGAUUCUUGGGUAUACAAACAUCACCAUCCGUGAUCGGUUCGGAUGCUGAAUCGGCCGACUUUGAUAUGGAAGAAAAGGACAGGGAUAAGGAACAAAACAAGAAAAACAUUUAA